CCGUGGUUAAUAUUGCAUUAAAGGAACUUGAAAUAAGAGGUACCUAUCAACCUUGAUAGAAUUAUCAUGAAUUAUGUACCUUUGGUAUGUAGGUACCUAAAUCAUUUAUUAUUAUCAACUAUUUCCUUCUCAGUUCUUCAUAUAUAUAUCUACUAAAUCUUUGAUAUCUUGUGUAUAUGGCAGUUUUCUGGCAUAGAAAUACACUAGAUCACAACAGCGACGAACUGUAUCCGGAAUGGAACGCCUACUCCUUUCCAUCUAGGCGAUUAUCUCCUCGCCUCGGUACGUAAAUAAGACUACCUGCUUACUAUAGGACAGACUUGCGAAGCUCACAAGGGUAUUUCCUAAUGUGUACUCCAACACCACCACUUUCAUUUUUUCGCACUGAUCUAUUGGUAGUCUUCCAAGUGAUGGAUUCGAACCUAAUAAACUAGUGGCUAUAUAAAUUAAACGCCGAUAGUAAUCUCCGUCGUACGAGAAGCUUGAUUUCAAAGCAUUGAACUAGUAUAUCUAGACUGUUAGGAUCUUUCUAGAUCGGGCCACAAGAUAACUCACUUUCUCAACUUUACGUUCCCGACCUAAUAUUAACGUAUUUAAUUAAAAUUAUGCCUCCUCCAAAGGGUACUCCUAACCCUCUAGAGGGUCCAGGUGACUAUGACGUAACCUCCGUGGUGCACAACGACACAUAUCCCGCGAUUGAUUCUGCCAAGGCAAACUUGAGCGGUAAGGCCGUCCUUAUCACCGGUGCUUCCAAAGGCUUGGGUAGAGCGAUCUCCGUCUCGUUUGCCAAGGCCGGCGCGUCGAUGAUCGCAAUCGGGGCCAGGUCCGAUCUUUCAACUACAAUCGACGAGAUUAAAGCAGCAGCCGAGAAGGUGGGAAAACCGGAGCCGAAAAUCCUAGCUCUUAAGCUUGAUGUAGCUGACCCCAAGAGCGUCGAUGAUGCGGCAGCCCAAGUUAAGGAGAGCUUCGGACGCAUGGAUAUCGUUAUUAAUAACGCUGGCAUCUUUGAUGUAGCCAAGAUUCUAGAUACCGACCCCGAAAAGUGGUGGAAUAUAUGGAGAGUGAACGUUAUGGGACCAUACAACACUACGCGCUCCUUUCUACCACUACUAUUUGAGGGGAGUAACAAGACAAUAGUCACAUUAAGUAGCGUUGGCGCUCAUUUGGUAGUGCCGGGAGUCAGCGCAUACCAGCCCUCUAAGCUAGCAGUGCUUCGUCUUUCCGAAUUCAUCUCGGCAGAGUAUGGCGACAAGGGCAUAGUCGCGUACUGCAUACAUCCGGGAAAUAUUCCAACAGAUAUGGUUGCCGGUAUCCUGGCUCCUGAGGUUCCUGAGAUAAGGGGAGCAUUUGUCGAAACGCCGGAGUUAAGCGCAGAUUCUUUGGUGUAUCUGACAUCGGAGAGGCGGGAUUGGUUGGCAGGCAGAUAUAUCAAUGUCACUUGGGACCUGCCGGAAUUGAUGGAGAAGAAAGACGAGAUCGUUAAAGGCGAUAAGUUGAAAGUGCGACUAGUUACCUAAUAUAAAUUGCGUAGAUAGCGGCAAGACGGCACGGCACCGUUUCCCGAUAUCAAAUUGAUACAAGUAACAACGA
This is a messenger RNA of Daldinia loculata, 1590 nucleotides long. Its product is annotated as NAD(P)-binding protein. The coding region runs from base 606 to 1517 and encodes 303 amino acids. Lineage: Eukaryota; Fungi; Ascomycota; Sordariomycetes; Xylariales; Hypoxylaceae. Gene Ontology annotation, cellular component: membrane. The transcript is spliced from 3 exons. The record is from RefSeq and is a predicted model, not a curated record.